UGUCACGGAUGUGUCAGAAUGAUGUUUUUGUGAUUUACACAAUUCAUCAACAACAAUAAUUUUGGUGAAUAAACAAUGUCUUCUCAGCGUAACUUACCGCAAUCCAAAGAAGCUCUACUCAAAUCAUACCAGACGAGGCUGAAGGAUGAUGUAAAGAGUAUGCUGGAAAAUUUUGAAGAAAUCGGUAAACUAGCCAAGGGCGAAUCGGACAAUCAACUCUCGAAAAUCACACAAUGCGAACAGGACACAUACGAAAUGCAGGUACGGGCGGCGAACAUAGUCCGCGCUGGUGAAUCGUUGAUGAAAUUGGUGUCGGACAUAAAGCAAUAUUUGAUCCUGAACGAUUUCCAUUCCGUCAACGAGGCAAUAACGGCGAAUUCACAGCUGUUCCGGCAAACUCAGGCCGAUUGUGACAAGAAAUUGAUGAAACUCAGAGAUGAUAUGGCUGCUGAUCUGUAUGAUUUGGAGGAGGAAUACUAUACUAGUGUGUUUAAGUGAGCGAGGGUAGUCGUUUGGAGAUAAUAAAAAUUUGAAAUUGAAA
Messenger RNA from Bradysia coprophila, 541 nucleotides. It is a transcript of the gene MED22, whose product is annotated as Mediator complex subunit 22. Gene Ontology annotation, biological process: regulation of transcription by RNA polymerase II. The record is from RefSeq and is a predicted model, not a curated record. NCBI's taxonomy places the organism in Eukaryota, Metazoa, Arthropoda, Insecta, Diptera, Sciaridae. Gene Ontology annotation, cellular component: mediator complex. Gene Ontology annotation, molecular function: transcription coregulator activity.